Molecule: messenger RNA, 273 nt
Organism: Kluyveromyces marxianus DMKU3-1042
Lineage: Eukaryota; Fungi; Ascomycota; Saccharomycetes; Saccharomycetales; Saccharomycetaceae
Gene: STE18
Product: Ste18p
Exons: 1
Coding region: 1-273 (90 amino acids)
Biological process (GO): G protein-coupled receptor signaling pathway
Cellular component (GO): heterotrimeric G-protein complex
Molecular function (GO): G-protein beta-subunit binding
Source: RefSeq, a predicted model, not a curated record
AUGGGCGAGCUCCCAUAUAAAAUCCAGCUUUUGAAGCUAAGGCGGAUCGAAGAAUUGAACAACAAGUUGAGAAAUGAAUUGGCAAGAGAACGUAUCACUGCGUCAAAUGCGUGCCUUUCAAUCAUAGAUUAUGCUUCUACUCAGAAAGAUUACCUCAUACCUGAUGUAUGGGGAUAUCCUGAUAUAGGAGAGAUCCCUUACACGAACUCUAAAAGAAACAUCCAAAACAGAUCACAGAAUAACGACGCUAACAAUUGCUGUACUAUCAUGUAG